Molecule: messenger RNA, 1118 nt
Organism: Colias croceus (clouded yellow)
Lineage: Eukaryota; Metazoa; Arthropoda; Insecta; Lepidoptera; Pieridae
Product: myb/SANT-like DNA-binding domain-containing protein 4
Exons: 6
Coding region: 110-1027 (305 amino acids)
Cellular component (GO): nucleus
Source: RefSeq, a predicted model, not a curated record
UCGUUUAUCUAUUCUAUUAAACUUUACGCUAAUAGAAAGCCACUUGGCUAGAGGCAGAAAGUAACUAUUACUAGGUAUAUUAUUUGCUCUGUGAUAACCAGUGAUAACUAUGGAAUCUAGACUUCGUGCGAGUCCCGAACAAUUUAGUUUACUAAUAGAAUUUAUGGAAAGCCACGGUGAUCUUUCAAGGCCACAAGUUGGACUUCAAGGAAGGAUAAGGGGUGAAGGCCUGUGGCAAGAAUUAGCCGAAAUGUUAAAUUCAGUGGGUGGAAAUGGUGUUAACAAAACUUCCGACAAAUGGAAAAAGGUAUGGUCUGACUGGAAGACUAAAACAAAAAAGAAAGCCUCCCUUAUAAAUCGGGAUGUUCGUGGCACUGGUGGUGGGCCUGGUAGGGGAAAACCAUUGAGUAGACUUGAGGAGAGGGUGUUAAGGUUAAUUGGGAUUACCGCAUUUACUGGAACAGAAGCCAUAGAAGAAGCGGGAUUCCAAGAACCAUCUCAACCUCAAGGUCCUCAAGUCAAUAGAGGGGAAACAGAAGAAAGGAUUAUCACCUCCAUACCAGCACCAGAAGAAAUGACUAUGGAAGCAUUACCUCUAGAAAAUACCGUACCAAAUGUAACAUCAGCUUCACGAGCUCAUCCAGUCAGUCCUGUGCCAGGUCCUUCCCAUAGUAGGACUAUACAAGGAGAAAGAUCGCCCGUAUCUGCCGGCCCUUCUACACCUCGUCGUCGCAGAAGAUGCCAAACACCAUUUGACCGAGCCACCAGUGAGUUUGUGGCAAUAGAGGGAAAAAGAUUGCGUUUUGAAAGGGAAAGGGAUGCGCGUUUAUAUGAGCUGGAAACUGAACGGCUCAAAAUUGAAGCACAACGUAUCCAAGUUGAUAGAGAGCGAGUGCAAGUGGAAGCUGAGCGCGUUCGGGUCGAAGAAGUCCGCACCCGCAUAGAGGCAGACAUACGUGACUCCACGAAACAACUUAAUUCAAGAAUAUCACAAUUGAUAUUACUCCUCGAAAAUCUUAUAGGAUAAAACAUAAAGAAGACUAUGUAAAACAUUUAUUAAAAUCUGCAACAUGCUAAUAAGAAACGUGUCUCGUGUUGUGAAGUAUGGACUAUAUGGG